AUGUACUGGAAGCAUGAGAACGCCGCCCCGGCGCUGCCCGAGGGCUGCCGGCUGCCGGCCGAGGGCGGCCCCGCCACCGACCAGGUGAUGGCCCAGCCAGGGUCCGGCUGCAAAGCGACCACCCGCUGCCUUGAAGGGACCGCGCCACCCGCCAUGGCUCAGUCGGACGCUGAGGCCCUGGCCGGCGCUCUGGACAAGGACGAGGGCCGGGCUUCUCCCUGUACGCCCAGCACGCCUUCCGUCUGCUCACCUCCCUCUGCCGCCUCCUCCGUGCCGUCCGCCGGCAAGAACAUCUGCUCCAGCUGCGGCCUGGAGAUCCUGGACCGCUAUCUGCUCAAGGUCAACAACCUCAUCUGGCACGUGCGCUGCCUCGAGUGCUCCGUGUGUCGCACGUCGCUGAGGCAGCAGAACAGCUGCUACAUCAAGAACAAGGAAAUCUUCUGCAAGAUGGACUACUUCAGCCGAUUCGGAACCAAGUGCGCCCGGUGUGGCCGACAGAUCUACGCCAGCGACUGGGUCCGGCGGGCGCGCGGCAAUGCCUACCACCUGGCCUGUUUCGCCUGCUUCUCGUGCAAGCGCCAGCUAUCCACAGGCGAGGAGUUUGGCUUGGUCGAGGAGAAGGUGCUCUGCCGUAUUCACUACGACACCAUGAUCGAGAACCUCAAGAGGGCCGCGGAGAACGGGAACGGCCUCACGUUGGAGGGGGCAGUGCCCUCGGAACAGGACAGUCAGCCCAAGCCGGCUAAGCGCGCCCGGACGUCGUUCACCGCCGAACAGUUGCAGGUUAUGCAGGCGCAGUUCGCGCAGGACAACAACCCAGACGCGCAGACGCUGCAGAAGCUUGCGGACAUGACGGGCCUCAGCCGAAGGGUCAUCCAGGUGUGGUUUCAAAACUGCCGAGCGCGUCAUAAAAAGCACACACCGCAGCAUCCCGUGCCACCUUCCGGGGCGCCGCCGUCCCGCCUCCCCUCCGCCCUGUCCGACGACAUCCACUACUCCCCGUUCAGCAGCCCCGAGCGGGCUCGCAUGGUCACCCUGCACGGCUACAUCGAGAGUCAGGUACAGUGCGGGCAGGUGCACUGCCGGCUGCCUUACACCGCGCCCCCGGUCCACCUCAAAGCCGAUAUGGAUGGACCACUCUCCAACCGGGGGGAGAAGGUCAUCCUUUUUCAGUACUGA
This is a messenger RNA of Rangifer tarandus platyrhynchus (Svalbard reindeer), 1179 nucleotides long. Lineage: Eukaryota; Metazoa; Chordata; Mammalia; Artiodactyla; Cervidae. The record is from the annotation of a GenBank genome assembly.